AUGCGUCUGACCCUCGGUCAGAAACGCGAGGUGGUCGACCUCGCAGCAAGCAAGAAAUUCACGCACCGCGAGUUGGCUGAGAAGUUUCGUGUGGGGCGCACUACGAUCACCAAUAUCUGCAGACAGGAAGACCUUAUCCGCACGGAGACGGACUCGGCUGACGCUACAAAGAAGAAGAGGAAGACGACCAAAUGCACUUACGAUCUGCGAGUGCUGGAUGAGUGUCUGCACAAGUGGAGAAUGGAGGUGAAGGUUUCUAGCCCUGAUACUAAGCUCACAGGCACCGUAUUGCAGCAUAAGGCCAUGGAAUUGGCCUGUAAGAUCGUUCAAGAGCCUUAUGCAGCGUUGCCAGACAAGGUGAAGCAGGCACUACAGAAGUUUACAGGCUCUAAUGGAUGGCUGGACGGAUACAGGACCAGAUUCGGCUCAUUCAGCAGCAAACAGCUCCCUGGUGGAGGAGAUCAGAGUGUUAUUAAGAGCGUGGACAUCCAGACGAGACUUCGAGAGCUGCAUCUUGCGUUUAGUAGUGUGGAUCUGGAGGAUAUCUGGACGGGAAGUGAGUUUGCAGUCAUGUACAAACCACCAGUGGCUGAGUCGGUGAGUGGCGCUGGAGCCAACACUGGCAGGUAUACAGUCUCGUUAUUCGUGAGUGCUGCUGGAGAGAAGCACGAUCUGCAAGUCAUUGGUACGGACCGAAGCCCUUUGCUUUUGGAAGGUAUCGACACCAAGGAGACUUAUAAUAUCCAGUAUGGAUACUCCAAGACUGGCUGGCAGGUGGCACAGACGACCGUCAGCAUGCUCAAGUCGUUGAAUGCACUUGCUAAGGAGCGUAAACGCACGUUCCGAGUGAUUUUGGACUCGGCUGUGCCUCACGUUAAGGCUGCUAUGAUUUUGGAUUCUCAGGGCGACCAACGCACAUUCUUCGUGUACGACCAUCUCCACAUUUACUUCUUGCCGCCUAAUUUCAAGGCGCCGCGUUUCCACCCGUGCCACCUUGGAGUGAUCCAAGCAUUCAAAGCGCGUUUCCGUACUGAGAUGGUGGAGACACUAUUCAAUAAUUAUCGACAGAGCUUGAUGAGUCAGGACCCUCGCGGCUUCCAUCCACAGCGCCACUUGCAUACUCGCAACGUUUUCCACUGGUUUUUCGUGGCUCUCCACAGUAUUGACAAGCAGUUGAUCCAGAGUUGCUGGGUUCGGAGCGGGUUGCUUCCGACCCAAGCUAUUGCGUCGGUCAACUUGCGUAUCGUUUUGAGUAACAGUGCCAAUAGCUCUUCUCCCAGCAGCGUCUUGCCAUGUCCAACUCUACUAUAUCGAGAGCUGCAGCAGCAGUUGACUAGUAUCGCCCAACUUGCUCCUGACUUCUUUCGGUGGAUUGGCGUGGCUGAGCCUGCGAACGCUCAGGCAUUCGUAGAUCUCGAAGGAAACGCUUCUGUGACCGAUCCAGGAAUCGACGAAGUUCAGAUCAUCCGUGGCGUGCUCCAGAAGCACGGAUACUUAUCCACCAAGCGACUUGACGAUGAAAGCCAUGCAAAUGGGCCAUACGAAACUUUCGAAGACGUUGCAGAUGAGCCCUGUCCGCGACCAGAAGAAGUUCUAGCAUCGGUCAGCAUCCUGAAGCGAUAUUUGCGAUUGUCCCGUGAAGCAAUUCCUACUCGUGUUGAUGCGAUUGUACAGCUGAACGAAGUCAAGAAAGCUGUUGACGCUGUCGCCUUCCGUGACGCCGCUUUAUAA
Molecule: messenger RNA, 1731 nt
Organism: Phytophthora infestans T30-4
Lineage: Eukaryota; Oomycota; Peronosporomycetes; Peronosporales; Peronosporaceae
Exons: 2
Coding region: 1-1731 (576 amino acids)
Cellular component (GO): nucleus
Molecular function (GO): DNA binding
Source: RefSeq, a predicted model, not a curated record